Messenger RNA from Chara braunii, 3429 nucleotides. NCBI's taxonomy places the organism in Eukaryota, Viridiplantae, Streptophyta, Charophyceae, Charales, Characeae. The record is from the annotation of a GenBank genome assembly.
UCCUCCUCAUCAGUACCCCCAUCAGCAUCCCCAUCAAAAUCUCCCUCAGCAUCCCCAUCCACAUCCGCAUCAACAUCCUCAUACGCACCCCCCUCAUCCUCAUCAGGCCGGCAUGCCGAUGGCGCCACUGCCCAUGCCCCCGGGGGCGCGAAACAUGCAUCCGCACCAGAGUCACCAUCAUCACCGACACGUGGACAUGCAUGUGGACAGCAAUGGGAACACGGAGAUGGUGGAGAUUCUAGCGAAGAUAUUGUACAAGCUUCGAUGUGGCAUCGCUCUCCGUCACACCGAGGUGUCGCAUGUCCUUUGCAGCGAUCACGAGGAGUACAAGAUACGGGCAGCCCUUCAGCUUCUGCGGGAUUGCAGGAUGAUGAAGGUGGUAGUGGGAGACAGCUUGAAGACCACCUGGUACACGCUCAAUUCCGACGGAGAGACGCCGCGCAGCGAUGCGGCGAAGGGGAAAGAGAUAGGGGACUAUCUGGUGGAGAACUACAACUACAUAUGCAGUCAGGAAUCAAUGGCUGCAGCAGCCUAUGCCCUACGGCGGGCCAUGCCAAUGCAGGCGCCGUUGUCGUCGAUAUCACAGGGUGGGCAGAGGGGACCGUUCUCCGCUCCGUCGCUACCUCCGCCGCCGCCAUCAUCUGCGCCGCAUGCACUUCCUCCGCCGCAGCCGGGGCAAGCUCCGCACCCGCCGUCCGCUCCCCACACCCCUUCCAGAGCCGCAAUUCGACCUCCGUCGAUUUCGUCGCCGCAAUCGGUGUCGAAGUCUCCCCCUCCGCCGUGUUCCUCUUCCCCUGCGGAGACCCCUGCAGUCGACUCUGCAACAGCCACACCAAGAUCGAGAGCUCCUGGAAGAGGAAGAGGCAAGGGGGGGGGGAGGGGAAGGCGGAAGUUGUCGGAUAUCUCGGACAGGGUGAGUGAUUCUCCGAAGCUUCUCGGUGCUGCGGGCGGGGCUGUUAAAAGCGAAUCGGGCAGUUUGGGGUCGUCGUUUCAGACGCAAGGGGAUCAGUCGACCGCUGGCCGCGCUCUGCUCUCCUCCCCCUCCCCUUCUCCAUCGCCGUCGAAGUACAAACGCUAUCGGAUUGACUACAAGAUUGCGAACGGUGAGCGGCAGGAACUCAUGGUGAUGGUGGAGGAGGCGGAUGGAAGGGAGAUCGAGGUUGCCCGCGGAGCGAUGCAGAAAAACUCCCGCGCAUGGCAGUAUAGCAGCAAUCCCGACUUCCAGGACUGUGCCCCGUUUUCGGGGAAAACGAGACAUGAUCUGCUGAUGUGGCUCAAGGACACUGUCGGUAUCGAUAUCUCGAAGAAGCAGUCAGGGCUGUGGGUGAAGAAGAAGAGAGGGAAGAAGAAGGCUAUAACGGCAGCAGCUGCGGCGGGGGCGGAGGGAGAGGCGGAGGGAGAGGCGGAGGGAGAGGCGGAGGCGGAGGCUGAGGCGGAGGCGGAGGCGGAAGCAGCGGGAGAGGCGGCGGGAGACGGGGGGGCAGACGAGGGGGUAGAAGGUGCGGCAGAGGCCGCGGGCUCUUCCCCCCCGCACCCGGGGAGCGCGAGCGGCGGCGAAGAUGAGGACCCCGCUUCCCCGUCCACUCCGAUCGAAGGCAGCGGGGCCGGUGACAUCUCCGCGCCGGCCGGGCGGGGGAAGGGCGGCGGAAGAGGAAGGAAGAAGAAGAGGAGGAGAAGGAGACGCAGGAAGAAGGACGAUAGUGAGGAGGACGACGAUGAAGAUGCGGCGUUGCAGAAUGGUGGGACAAGUGAUGCAGCGGAAGGAGAUGAUGAUGACGACGAUGAAGAUGAAAUCAUCGGUAUUUCUGGAGGCAAAAGACGGCGGCAUCGGUCAUCGUAGCUUUUUGCUUAUACGUUAAUUAAUUGUGUUUACAAGCCCGAGUUGUUGUUCACAACUUACGCCACUACUUUUCUUCGACCGAUGGCAUAUGAUCUAUCUCUGUACCGGGCGGUAAGUUCCUCGCGGUGGGUUGUAGGUCGUGCGUGAGAGACUGACUGAUAUGUGAAGAUUAACCCCCCAAAUCCGAACUAUGACCCUGACGAGACGUGUACAUGAUGUAUUUUUCAUCCCAGUGUAAUAGAACGGGCGAUUUUACUCUUUUGUAAGCUGUAGCGUGUUCUCCAUACGAGCGAUUUCGGUGGGUUUCGCUUGUAGACGUCUAGUCCGUUCUAUUUAGGUCGACUUCCCGCGUUGAGCAGAUAUAGACAUAUGGUGUGUGUGUGUGUGCGUGUGUGUGUGUGUGUGUGUGUGUGUGUGUGUGUGUGUGUGUGUGUGUGUGUGUGUGUGUGNGUGUGUGUGUGUGUGUGUGUGUGUGUGUGUGUGUGUGUGUGUGUGUGAGAGAGAGAGAGAGAGAGAGAGAGAGAGAGAGAGAGAGAGAGAGUUGUUAGAUGGAUACACAGACGGUAGAUGGGCAAAAGGGUUGCUCAUUCAGAUUGAGUUUUCCGCUAGCGACGAGGUUGGAAAGUGCCUUCUUUCCUUCGAGAGCGCCAAUCAUGCACGGGAUAUCGAGAAUGAUAGGCAGGAAUUCAGGCGGGGAGACAGGAGAUAAAGGAGCUGUUGUUGAUACCUACUUAGCGAGCGCAAGUCUAUGCGAACCCCCUUUUUUUUUUUCAAGUAUCUAGUGGAAGGCAUUGUAAAUGAACACAACUGCAUGUUCCCUUUUUUUCAUUUUGCUUGCCCAGUUCUCUCCUCGGCGAUCGGUCUUCCUCUUUCCCUUCACUCUGGAAGUCAUUCAGUGUGGCGUCCCGACUGUGGCGUCCCGACUUCAAAACCCCUUUACAGUAACUACCGUGUUCGCCCGAAUAGAACGCCCGGUGAUUAUAGGUGUAUUCUGGGCGAGUUUGAGUCUAGAUACAGCGAAAAUAACCGGCGGGCGUUCUACUCGGGUAAAGACGGUAGUACCGUUGGAUCUGACGGCGAUCUCGGCUUUGUUUUCAGCGUGGGAUCUUCGACUUAUAAAACGCACUUACAGAACUGGGAGGUGGAGGUGAGCAGAAUAAAAAUUUUGUACUGAGAAUGGAAUCGAGAAGAAAUGAACGAGAAGAGAAAAGAGGAAAUGAGCGACAGACGAUAGAUGGAGACAAAGACGAUGCAGUAGAAGAGAAGGAACGGGUGAGAGCGAACAUAAUCAGUGACUCUAUAGCAGGUUCUCGGGUACACAACAGACAAGGCGAGGAAUAAGUCGACAUACAUCCCCGAACUGAUUCAGAAGCUGUACAGAUAUGCGAAGACGAAAAUAAGUCCGGUCUCAAAAGCCUUAGGGCAGCUCAAAUGAUUGCAAUGGCUGCUGCAAGUCUGCAAGUGAAGGUUCUACAGUUGUUCCGUCAUCGUUCUCGAGAAUUAAGAUGGAAAAAAAAUGCAGGAUUGUCCGUGUGAUGAGUACAUUGAAAGUUGACGUCUUUAGUUGAGUCGCCGAUUCAUGAGGGAGU